Messenger RNA from Caenorhabditis elegans, 1002 nucleotides. It is a transcript of the gene srh-172, whose product is annotated as Serpentine Receptor, class H. The coding region runs from base 1 to 1002 and encodes 333 amino acids. The transcript is spliced from 4 exons. The record is from RefSeq and is marked reviewed. NCBI's taxonomy places the organism in Eukaryota, Metazoa, Nematoda, Chromadorea, Rhabditida, Rhabditidae.
AUGUGUUCGGAGAGCUCAAGCUUCUUGGCCUCUGAUGAGUUAUACUCCGGAAUUCUACACAUCCUUACUUGCAUCGAAAUUCCACUUCACACCUUCGGUGCCUACCUUAUUGUAAUGAAGACUCCAAAGAAAAUGAAAACGGUUAAAGCUAGCAUGCUGUUUCUCCAUUUUGCAGGAGCUCUAGUCGAUAUUUACCUAAGCUUUAUUGCUAUUCCAGUACUCACUUUACCCGUCUGCUCUGGAUAUCCAUUGGGAUUCUCGUUAGUUUUAGGUAUUCCAACGUCUGUUCAGGUUUAUAUAGGUGUCUCAUGUGUUGGAGUUAUCGGUGUAUCUGUGCUUAUAUUCUUUGAAAGUCGAUACCACCAACUGAUCAUUGGAUCAUCUGGAGGGAUCAGUUGGAAGCGACUAAUAUACAUUUUGUUUCACUACUUGUUAUCUGCAACUUUUAUAGCUCCAGCGUUCCUAGACAUACCUAGUGAAGAAUAUGGAAGGGUAUUUACUUUUGAAAAAAUCCCUUGCAUCCCCAGUGACAUACCCUUCCGCCCUGGUUACUUUGUCCUGGCAACUGACAACCUAAUCUUCUGCCUUUGCCUAUCUCUGAUGUUAUCAUUUGUGGUACCCCAGGUGGUUUUUUUCGUAGCCUCUAUAUUCCGCUUUCUAUCCAACACCGUAUCCCACUCCCAAACCACAACUCGUCUACAACGUCAAUUCUUCAUUGCAAUGUGCAUCCAGCUGUUCAUUCCGUUUGUGGUGAUAUUUUCGCCGGCUCUUUUUGUAGUUCUAGCGAUUCGAUAUGACUAUUAUAAUCAAGCUGCAAACAACAUGGCUAUGGCUGCAAUUGCAUUCCAUGGAGUUUUUACUACACUGACUAUGAUUAUGGUGCAUACACCUUAUCGGCAUGCUACUUUGGAAAUGUUACACCUGAAAUCGAAAAGGUCGAUGAAAACGUCAAAUAACUCAAAUAUAAUGUUGCAAGCCGUUAAUGGGUUACAUAUGACAUAA